GCGUGCGGGCCCGGAUCCCUCUUCAACCUUCGCUUCUUCGGAGGGGCACCUUCAAGCGGCUCCGCGGUGCACCGGCAGCGGCUUCCACACCUCCGGAGAACACGCCAGAAGAAAGACUUUAAAAAUAAAACAACCAUGUCUUUCCUCACCGUCAGCAGGCUAGCGCCUAAACUCCUCAACUCAAAGAGCGCAACCUACUUCAUCACGGCUGCCAGAAACACCAGCGCCUCCACAACGAAUCUGAAGGAUGUUCUGUCCGACCUCAUCCCUAAAGAACAGAGCAGGAUCAAGAACUUUAAACAGCAAUAUGGCAAAACCAACAUAGGGCAGGUUACUGUGGACAUGGUGUACGGAGGUAUGAGGGGGAUGAAGGGUCUUGUUUAUGAGACUUCCGUGCUGGAUCCUGACGAGGGCAUCCGUUUCAGAGGCCACAGCAUCCCAGAGUGUCAGAAGUUACUCCCCAAAGCUGCCGGAGGUGAAGAGCCGCUGCCCGAGGGCCUCUUCUGGCUGCUGGUCACGGGACAGGUGCCCACUGAGGAGCAGGUCAAAUGGGUGUCCAAAGAGUGGGCUAAAAGAGCGGCGCUCCCCUCACACGUGGUCACCAUGCUGGACAACUUCCCCACCAACCUGCACCCCAUGUCUCAGUUCAGCGCCGCCAUCACGGCACUCAACAGUGAAAGCAGCUUUGCACGCGCCUACUCGGAGGGCGUGCACAAGUCCAAGUACUGGGAGUUCGUCUACGAGGACUCCAUGGACUUGAUUGCCAAGCUGCCCUGCAUCGCCGCCAAGAUCUAUCGCAACCUGUAUCGCGAAGGCAGCAGCAUCGGCGCCAUCGACUCCAACCUGGACUGGUCCCACAACUUCACCAACAUGCUGGGUUACAGCGACGCCCAGUUCACUGAGCUCAUGAGACUCUACCUCACCAUCCACAGUGACCACGAAGGAGGCAACGUCAGCGCCCACACCAGCCACUUGGUUGGCAGCGCCCUGUCAGACCCUUACUUGUCCUUCAGCGCCGCCAUGAACGGCCUGGCCGGUCCUCUGCACGGUCUGGCCAACCAGGAGGUGCUGGUGUGGCUGACGGCCCUGCAGAAGGAGCUGGGAGGCGAGGUGUCGGACGAGCGCAUGAGGGAUUACAUCUGGAACACGCUCAAGUCCGGAAGGGUGGUGCCGGGCUACGGCCACGCCGUCUUGAGGAAGACGGACCCUCGCUACACCUGCCAGCGCGAGUUCGCCCUGAAGCACCUGCCCAACGACCCCAUGUUCAAGAUGGUGGCCCAGCUCUACAAGAUCGUGCCCGACGUGCUGCUGGAGCAGGGCAAAGCCAAGAACCCCUGGCCCAAUGUGGACGCCCACAGUGGCGUGCUGCUGCAGUACUACGGCAUGACGGAGAUGAACUACUACACGGUGCUGUUUGGUGUGUCGCGGGCUCUCGGCGUGCUGGCCCAGCUGGUGUGGAGUCGAGCCCUGGGCUUCCCGCUGGAGCGCCCCAAGUCCAUGAGCACGGAUGGACUCAUGUCUCUGGUGGGCUCCAAGUCGGGCUGAGGCAGGGAGGAGGUCAGAGUUCACGCCCGCCCCACCCACCCC
Nerophis ophidion (straightnose pipefish) is the source of this 1587-nucleotide messenger RNA. It is a transcript of the gene cs, whose product is annotated as citrate synthase. Bases 136 to 1545 code for a protein of 469 amino acids. Gene Ontology annotation, cellular component: mitochondrial matrix. The transcript has 11 exons. Gene Ontology annotation, biological process: tricarboxylic acid cycle; citrate metabolic process; carbohydrate metabolic process. NCBI's taxonomy places the organism in Eukaryota, Metazoa, Chordata, Actinopteri, Syngnathiformes, Syngnathidae. The record is from RefSeq and is a predicted model, not a curated record.